CCUGGAGAAGCCAUGGAGCUGAGCAGCAAGAAGAAGCUUCAUGCCCUAUCCCUGGCCGAGAAGAUCCAGGUGCUGGAACUCCUGGAUGAGUCCAAGAUGUCCCAGUCAGAAGUGGCCCGGCGCUUCCAGGUCUCCCAGCCCCAGAUCUCACGCAUCUGCAAGAAUAAGGAGAAGCUGCUGGCAGACUGGUGCAGCGGCACAGCCAACCGGGAGCGCAAGCGCAAACGGGAGUCCAAGUACAGUGGCAUCGAUGAGGCUCUGCUCUGCUGGUACCACAUUGCCCGGGCCAAGGCCUGGGAUGUGACAGGGCCCAUGCUGCUCCACAAAGCCAAGGAGCUGGCUGACAUCAUGGGCCAGGAUUUUGUGCCCAGUAUUGGUUGGCUGGUCCGCUGGAAACGCCGAAACAAUGUGGGCUUUGGGGCCCGCCAUGUACUCACACCUCCGUUCCCCCCUGAGCCACCACCUCCAGGCCUCACACCCCAGACCCAGCUGCCUCUUUCCCUUAAAGACUUCUCCCCGGAAGAUGUGUUUGGCUGUGCUGAAGUGCCCCUGCUGUAUCGGGCAGUGCCUGGAAGAGUGGGUAUAGGUGAUCAAGUGCAGGUUCUGCUGUGUGCCAACAGCAGGGGCACAGAGAAGCGGCGUGUACUGGUCAGUGGGCUCCAGGCUGCACCAAGGUGCUUCUUUGGGGUUAGCAGUGAGGCUCUGCCUGCCUCCUACUACCCUGAUCUGGGCAUCCCCUGGUCAGAGUGGUUGGCACAGUUUGAUCGGGACAUGGGGAGGCAGGGCCGACAGGUAGCCUUGCUGCUAGCUGCCCAAGUGGUGGAGAAGUUGGCAGACCUGUCUGGGCUCUGCCAUGUGAGGCUCCUGCCUCUUCCCACUGCUAGCACUGCACCUUCCCUGCCCAGCUCUGUGGUUCGGGCCUUUAAAGCCCAUUACCGGCACCGUCUGUUGGGCAAGCUGGCAGCUGUCCAAAGUGAGAGGGCUGGCACGUCGCUGGCUGAGGCUGGGGCAGGCAUCACAGUGCUGGACACUCUGCACAUGGCGGCAGCGGCCUGGGCCAAGGUGCCUCCCCAGUUCAUUGGAAGCAGCUUCAUUCAGGAAGGGCUGGCUCCCUGCAAAAUGCCCCUGUCCCUGGACAAAGCCUCUGAGAUGCCACCAGUCCCCUGUGGACUGAGCCUCGAGGAGUUUUUCCGCUUUGUGGACCUGGAGGGUGAGGAGCCCAUGUCUGGAGUGUGCAAAGAGGAGAUGGGUACUGAAGACGAGGAGGGGGCUGGCGAGGACAGCUUCGAGCCACUGCCUACCAAAGCGGACGCUCUCCAGGCCCUGGGCACACUGAGGAAGUGGUUUGAGUGCAAUGGCACCUCCCCUGAGCUAUUUGAAAAAUUCUAUGCUUGUGAGGAGGAGGUUGAGCGGCUCUGCUGCCUGUGAAGGGCCCUGCUACUCUCCAGAGCCCCUUCCCGUCCUGUUUCCCAUGGAAACGCCCUCUCACAGAGGCAGAUUGGAGGCCGGUCUCUUUCCCAUGGAAAUGGAGCUUUUGUGAAAGGUGUAGAAGGAAGACAAGUUUGGAGGCCAAGUCUAAGCUCUGAAUAAGUUAUCCAAGCCCAGAGAAGAGGGAUUCAAAGGGGGCAUUAGGGGGUGGAGCUAGGCUAGGUAGUUUCUGAACCUAGGGAGGCUGGGACUUAGGAAGGUGGAAUUUGGGCUUUACA
Molossus molossus (Pallas's mastiff bat) is the source of this 1706-nucleotide messenger RNA. It is a transcript of the gene TIGD3, whose product is annotated as tigger transposable element derived 3. Gene Ontology annotation, molecular function: DNA binding. Gene Ontology annotation, cellular component: nucleus. The record is from RefSeq and is a predicted model, not a curated record. NCBI's taxonomy places the organism in Eukaryota, Metazoa, Chordata, Mammalia, Chiroptera, Molossidae. The coding region runs from base 13 to 1428 and encodes 471 amino acids. The transcript has a single exon.